GUGUGGUGCAUAUUGGCAACUACGUAGAUAUGUCCAAUGAACGACUUGUCGGUACGUACGUUAUGUUCGAACGUGGACAUGGUUCUAUUCCGUGCUACGUCCGCAACCGUGCGGUGCACUGUGCCACCGCAUACAUAUUUCUCGUGUAUAUAAAAAAUAUACACAUAUAUACACAUUUCUUGUGUAUAUAAAAUAAAUAUAUACACAAGAAAUACAUACAUAUGUUGUUGGAAAGCAACUACUAUCUCCCCAAUCCGCUGAACUAAAUACUACAAUCUACACUAACUCACCGCACACACUCGCACGCGCAUGUUAACACACGCCAUACCAACCAACAUUUUUUUUCUUUCAAACUCGUCCAGUGCUCCAGAAUUGACCAAUCGUAUUGGUCAAUCGGUUUAAUUGGAUUAAUGCGAUUGGUUCGAGUGAAUUUGAGUUCUGAUACUCGGCAGAGAAUUUUAAAACACAGAUGAUGAACAAUUGGUUGGUUUGAUUUGUGAUGGUAGCUUGUUGUGCAAUUAGUUUGAAUAAAAGUUACAUUAGACAGUGUAAAUAGAUUCUGUAUAAAUAGAUGUUUUAUAUUGCGAAAUGUUAUGAAUCAUGAAUCUCAUUUCCGAUGAGCUCAUUGUGAAUGAACUCAUUCAAUCAACAGUGAUGUUAUCAUGGAUGUUAAAUUCUAUAUUUUUUUUUAUAUACAUUCCAUGUAUCUACGUAUAUAACUAAUCAGUUUUUAUAUGUAAUGUAAUGUAAUAACAAAGAAUAACAUAUGGAUUUUAAUAGCUCACUAUCAAGUCAAAUCAAACCAAAUUUAUAUGUACAUAUAUAUAUGUAAUAAUUUUGUGUAAAUAUCGCAAAUGUGUAAAUACUGAGUUAAAAUAGUGUAGAUUGAUUCAGCACAAUCAGUCACAACUGUGUGAUUUUCAGAUUGAACAACAUGCAUUGUUAUAAAAAUUGAUACCAAAAUGAGCAGCGCAAAGCACAAAAUAUGCAUGGUUUCGGAUUUCUUUUAUCCAAAUAUGGGUGGUGUGGAGGAACAUAUUUUUAAUCUAUCCCAAUGCUUGCUGGAACAUGGACACAAAGUAGUAAUACUUACACACUCAUAUGGUGAUAGAGUAGGAAUACGAUACAUGACAAAUGGUUUGAAGGUAUAUUACAUACCUGUCAAGGUAUUCUACAAUCAAUGUGUUCUUCCAACAAUGAUAUGCUCUCUUCCGCUCAUUAGAUACAUUUUCAUAAGAGAAGAGAUACAAAUAAUACAUGGUCAUUCUGCAUUCUCUGCUUUAGCCCAUGAAGGAAUGCUGAUUGGUAGAUUAAUGGGACUAAAAACAGUUUUUACAGAUCAUUCUCUUUUUGGCUUUGCGGACGCAUCUGCUAUUCUGACGAACAAAUUUCUUGAGAUAUCACUUGUGGAUUGUGAUCACUGCAUAUGUGUGUCUCAUACCGGGAAAGAGAAUACAGUAUUGCGAGCUAAAGUACAAAAGGAAAAAGUGUCAGUUAUUCCAAAUGCUGUCGAUACUGCAUUGUUUACACCUGACAUUACCAAACAAAGCAACGAUUUUAUCACUAUAGUAAUAGUAUCGCGAUUAGUAUACAGAAAGGGUGUAGAUCUUCUAGCUCAAAUAAUACCUGAGAUUUGUUCACGUCAUAAAAAUGUACAAUUUUUGAUUGGUGGAGAUGGUCCAAAAAGAUGGCUUAUAGAAGAAGUACGUGAGAGAAAUCUUCUGCAACACAGAGUUACUUUGUUGGGCAGCUUGGAACAUUCUCAAGUCAAACAUGUUCUUAAUAAGGGGCACAUUUUUUUGAAUACAAGUCUGACGGAGGCUUAUUGCAUGGCUAUUGUGGAAGCAGCUUCGUGCGGUUUGCAGGUAGUUUCGACGAAAGUUGGCGGAAUCCCGGAAGUCUUGCCACCAGAUCUUAUUUAUCUUGUAGAGCCUACUGCUCCUGCAUUAAUUGAAGGACUGGAGGCUGCUAUAACGGAUUAUAAAAAAGUGAAGCGUGAAGCCAAACGAAAUCUAGGACAGCAAUUAGCUAGUCAGAUACAGAGUGGUGUGUUGGCCUACUUGCUUGUAGUAUCCCUGUGCUAUAUAAUAUUAAUAGUCCUGGAAUUUCUUGUUCCUAAAAAGUACAUCGAUAUCGCGCGGGACUACAACGAAAUUCAUGUUAUGUCGUCCAACAAGAAAAGAAAAAAAGACUAACGAUAUAUUAUCACACAUAAAAGACUGGAAAAUAUGUAAACUUCUCAAAUUUCAAAAUGUGUUCAAGUAUUUUAUUCUGUACUUUGAAAACAUUCCAAAAAAAAAAAAAAAAAAAACUGAUCUUUUACAAAAGUUAUUGUUGAAUAAUGUGCGAAUGUUUAUUGUGGUUGCAUCUUUCUAUAGUUUUACAAGAAUAUGAUACAUACAUAUACGUACAUAUGGAUAUAUAUAUGUAUAUACAUGUACAUAUAAGAAUAUGUAUGUAUAUAUUUAUAUAUAUGUAAUAGUACACAACACAACGUAUAAAGUACAAGUUCUUUGAUACUUCUUUUUUGUACGUAGUUUCAACUGAUAGGAUUAUUUAUAUUUUUUAUUAUUUAUUAUAUUAUACGUAUAUGUAUAUACGGGUAACUUUCAUAGAAAAAUGUCGACAGAUAAAUGAAUCUUUAAUAACUGAUCAAUGAGCAUCAGAUCAUUAUUUAUCAAAAUAAUGUAAUUCACAUUUGUUAUAUGAGUUUUAUUAUGAUACACAUGAUACUUGUAUGAACCAAUGCAUAACAUGUAUAACAAUUCGUAACGAUAGUCAACCAUAACGCCACUUACCCCAUAUAAUACAUGUGAUACAUACAUACUUAAGAAAGAUAUUUAUUGCAUUAUUAAUAAAAUAUCAUCGUGUGUAUUACGAAUUAUUGUUGAAUUAUUAUCGUGCUUACGUUUAUAAAGCAAUUCACGCUAACUUUUUAAGCAGUUAUUUGUAGCAAUAUGUGGAAUAGAACGGUUAAUUCAUGUUCUUGUAGUCUCUAUGUAGUGAUGCAUUACCAUAUUUCCGAGUAUUUUUACUUUCUUGUAAGAGCAUUGUUAAUUUCGAACUUGCGGUUUUAUCACAAAAGUUGCCAUAUGUAUCAUAUUUUCAUCCAGUACACAACCUCUGUAUACAAAAUGGAUAUAAUUGCAUAUGUGUAUAUAUA
This is a messenger RNA of Pseudomyrmex gracilis, 3163 nucleotides long. RefSeq names its product N-acetylglucosaminyl-phosphatidylinositol biosynthetic protein (gene PIG-A). Gene Ontology annotation, biological process: GPI anchor biosynthetic process. The coding region runs from base 963 to 2195 and encodes 410 amino acids. NCBI's taxonomy places the organism in Eukaryota, Metazoa, Arthropoda, Insecta, Hymenoptera, Formicidae. The record is from RefSeq and is a predicted model, not a curated record. Gene Ontology annotation, cellular component: glycosylphosphatidylinositol-N-acetylglucosaminyltransferase (GPI-GnT) complex. Gene Ontology annotation, molecular function: phosphatidylinositol N-acetylglucosaminyltransferase activity. The transcript is spliced from 8 exons.